GCUUUACCGAGGCCAGUCCAGUCUCUUUAAAAUCGUCGCGAAACAACCCCUUCUCGUUUUGUGCUGGCCGUGUGUGUCACGUCGUGUGUCCAUCGAGCUGAAACGUCGCGAACAGUCGCUCAUCGAGGUUGUGGAAAAAAAACAGGAGAGGAAAAAGGGGCCAGGUGGUGCAGCGCGCGUGGUUCGUGUGCAUCCCUAACUAUUCUUCGCCGAUCGACCGUCACAGCAGCAACGUUUUUAGGAGAUGGUGGGCCAGGAUCCAAAAAUUCAGAAGGAGGCGGCGGACCAAAACUUCGAUUACAUGUUCAAGUUGCUGAUCAUCGGCAACUCGUCCGUCGGGAAAACGUCCUUCCUGUUCCGCUACGCGGACGAUUCCUUCACCUCAGCCUUCGUAUCGACCGUGGGCAUCGAUUUUAAGGUGAAAACGGUCUUCAGACACGACAAAAGGGUCAAGCUACAGAUCUGGGACACGGCGGGCCAGGAGAGAUACAGAACGAUAACAACGGCCUAUUACAGAGGCGCGAUGGGCUUCAUUCUAAUGUACGACAUCACAAACGAGGAGUCGUUCAAUUCUGUACAAGACUGGGUCACGCAGAUCAAAACCUAUUCGUGCGACAACGCCCAGGUAAUCCUGGUUGGCAACAAGUGUGACAUGGACGAAGAGAGGGUGAUAUCCACCUUGAGGGGUAAGCAAUUGGCAGACCAAUUGGGUGUGCAGUUCUUCGAGACAUCGGCCAAAGAGAACAUCAACAUUAAGACGGUGUUCGAGCAGCUGGUGGACAUCAUAUGCGACAAGAUGAGCGAGUCCCUGGACAACGAUCCAAACUUGAUCGCAGGUGGAGUGGGUCAGGCGAAGGGUCAACGACUUACCGACCAGCCGACCAAUCCAACGGGUGACAAUUGUAAUUGCUAAGAUCGUGGAUGGCCACCGAAACGCUCUACAAGCAGAAUAAAUAAAAGUAAGGAAGACGAAGGAAAAGAAGAAGAAGAAAAAGAAGAAGAAGAGGAAAGAGGAAGAGGAAAUAUUAGAAGAGAAACGCGUGUAUGCCUGUGUAUACAUGUGUG
Habropoda laboriosa is the source of this 1065-nucleotide messenger RNA. It is a transcript of the gene Rab3, whose product is annotated as ras-related protein Rab-3. Gene Ontology annotation, molecular function: GTP binding; GTPase activity. Gene Ontology annotation, biological process: protein secretion; protein localization to plasma membrane; regulation of exocytosis. Lineage: Eukaryota; Metazoa; Arthropoda; Insecta; Hymenoptera; Apidae. The transcript has 4 exons. Gene Ontology annotation, cellular component: plasma membrane; endosome; synaptic vesicle. The coding region runs from base 245 to 913 and encodes 222 amino acids. The record is from RefSeq and is a predicted model, not a curated record.